UUAGGCAUGCGUGCGGGUUGGGCUGUGAAGUGACUGGAUCAGCUCCGCUCCCUCACAUUACAUCACUGGACUGGGCUUUUUCCUGCUGCGUCUGGAUUCGCCGAUAAUUCAUCUGGUCCGGUGUGUCUAGAUCGAGACCUGAGAUACUGAGUUGGCCAGUCUAAGGAGGGUUUGAUGGGGUUUGGAUCAUUAUUCUCCUAUUAGGCCCGGUCUCACCCAAGAUAGAGGAAGCCCGGCGGUUAUAUCAGUAGCGAAGAUGGCUAAGCAGUAAUUGAGUCCAUUUAUUAUCAUUUUUUUUUUAAAAAGGGCACAUACGAGAUCAUCCAGCAGGUUCCUCCUACAUUUGACUCUUUCCCUGAUAUCUCUCCUCCAUUAUAUAUACCCACCGCUUCCCCAUCUCCAAAUUGUUCUCUCUCUACACCUACAGUAACCCACCAACCAACACUUUAGAAAGAAAAGCAGCACCCCCAAACAAGAGAAUUAUAUGGGCAAUUGUUUACGCCAUGAAUCAUCUACGCAAUGGGGCGGGGAUGACUGGGGCUCACCGGUGCACGACCGGUUUUAUUCUACCAAUGGAAGCAGCUGGCUAGACAAUAAGGUCAUCAAUAUAGAAGAGGAGGAGUUUGAUGAAGACGAAAAACGCUUAUUACCAUCUUCAAGUACAGAAGUAAAGAUCAAGAUUAGCAAAAAACAGCUGCAGGAGUUGGUGGGUAUGGUUGAAAUGAAAGAAUUAUCAGUAACACAAGUUCUGUCUCAGUUGAUGGACAACAGCUCCAAUCAAUUUGAGUCACAUCAACGAUCGUGGAAGCCUAAUCUGCAGAGUAUUCCUGAGUGAUGCUGAGUUUCAUAAUUGGAAUCUUUCUGCUCCAUUUUUUCUGCUUAAUUUUCUGUAUAUGGUCUGAUUUUGUUAGCAAGACACAUCUUGAAUGUAAUACAUGUUUUAUUGAUUGUGUGUAUAUGCAGUUUGGUUGAACCACUAAGAAAAUGAAGUGAUGUGAGUCAUACCAUAGGUGGAUGGAUGAGAGUAUAUAA
This is a messenger RNA of Manihot esculenta (cassava), 1032 nucleotides long. RefSeq lists its product as uncharacterized. Bases 485 to 835 code for a protein of 116 amino acids. Lineage: Eukaryota; Viridiplantae; Streptophyta; Magnoliopsida; Malpighiales; Euphorbiaceae. The transcript has a single exon. The record is from RefSeq and is a predicted model, not a curated record.